UCUCUGAUGUGAUUGGUAGUGUAAGUCAGAAAUGUUCCAGGUCGAAAGUUCAUUUUGAUUUCAAUUUCAAACUAAACAGAAUUAACCGUCUUAUAAUCAGAAAGGUUUUGUCUUUACAAGUUGGUGGACGUAAAAAUUCAAGGCGGUUAAACGUUAUAAUUUGCAUAAAAAUAUAGUGAUUCAAGUUUCAAGUAUUGUUAUACUAAUAUAGUUCCUUGGCGUUGGCGUGUGUUACAUUUUAGUCCACUCUCCCUUUUGUAGAAGAAAUCUAGACGGUUGUGAGUCAUCCGGCAUUCAGACAAUAGCUAAAGGCCACAUUGAGAUUUUUUUAAAAAUCGACAAGAACAUAUAUUAAGAAUGACUUCCACAAGUUUUAAUAUUGGUUUAGCUGAAGCUAAAAAUUCGAGCCGGGUUCUUAAACCACCAGGUGGUGGACACACCGAUAUUUUUGGCAUUACUGGAGGCAGUGAAAUAACUACACCAAGCAAAAAGAAAAAUGUACCUCCAACGACAAUCAGUAGCUGCUUUUUCCAGGAGGAUGAAAAACCCAGAGCUAUAGAUCAACUUGAUAAUCUAGACAAUGAAUCUAAUGGCCAGACAAAUGGCAAUGGAAAUAUAAUUGAUGAAAAUACAGCACCUGCCCAGGAAAUUAAAGAAGAUGAAAAGAAAAAUGAAGCAGAGCCUCCAAGAAGAGUAAGAGUUCCUCCAGGUGGCUUUUCUUCUGGUUUGUGGUAAAUUUUCUCAGUAUGUAUCAUAUAUUGUAUUCUUCUAUUUUUAAACGUUUUAACUAGGAUAUAGAUAUUAACAGAGGCAGUUUAUACCUAUUCAUCUUCAAUGCUUGGGGACUAUCUUAUUCCAGAUUAUUCAAAUUAAGUACACUUUUUCAUAAAUUUUUAAUGAGUAUGCUAUGAUAAUUAUAUAUUACAGUGGAACCUCAAUUAUCCGUCAGGGCACCGGACCAAGGGUAUGACGGAUAAUCGAAAAGACAGUUAACAGAACAUUAAAAAAAUUGAAAAUUGAUAGUACAACUCUCAAAUUGUAUUUACAUGCUUUGUUUUAUAAGAUAAGAGGAAUUUUUGUUCAUACAAACGAAUCAAUUUGGUUUAAAAUAUUCUGAAAUCUUUGUUUGUUUUACUGAUGCUUCACAUUUUUCUUAAUCCGUGUAAGAUCAUGCAAUCUACUUUAUUGGCUUCUUGUCAAGAAUACCACUCGAUGAAUUGUUGCAUGUGCAAUGCAGCUUCUUUACCCAAAUCUUGGUCAGUUCAAUCAGUUGCAAUAACAUCAACAUCGUCACCAUUAAAUUCCGAGUCUAUGUCAGCUUGUGAAUCUGUUUCGUCCGCCUCUUUUGCCAUUUCAAUUAUUUCAUCAUCUGUCAGCCAUCGUCCUUGUCACAAAUUAACGAUUUGUUUAUGUCCUCUUAGUCAACAAAAAAAACCAGUUGAUUCAGCCCUAACUUCAUUUGUUAGCUCAAUGCUCAAACAAAAUGAAUUGAUGACCCAAUUUUUGCUUAUGUAGUCAAUACAAUUUACGUACAGACCCUGACGGUUAACAGAGGUGACUGUUAAUAGAGAGACGGAUAAUCGAGGUUCCACUGUAUAUGGUAUAUAUAUGGAUGAGUACUGAACCUAUAGUGGAAUGUGAAAGCAAAUAUGUGGAUACAAAGAUACCGAAUUAAAUAAAUGUAAGUAUUUAUCCAUUUAUGUAGGAUAUUAAAUUAAGACUGUUUUUCGCCAAAUGUAUGUUUUGUGAUAAAGUCAACUGAAUUUUGAAUCUGUUCACAAGCUUAACAAUGCUCUGAACCAAAUAUUUCAAUUUAAUGAUAAUUAUAAAAUUUUUAACAGCAAUUUUUCAUUAUGUAUUCUUGUAAUAAUUUUCUGUUUUGAAUAUUAAAAAAUAUUUUUGUAAUAGGAACUGUGCCAUUGUUUAACAAACCUGAACAUAAAAAAAAUACCUUUGAAAUGAAUUGACCUAUACUAAAAUUACAAUAAAGAUGCACUAGAAAUAAACAAACCAAGACACAUUGAAUGUUACAAGGAGCACUCUCGAAUCAUGAUUUACAAUGUAUAAACUUUGUAAAUCAUGAUUUGGGAGUGCUCCUUGUAACAUUCAACGUGUCUUGGGUUGUUUAUUUCUAGUGCAUUUUUUUUAUAAUUUUAGUAUGGGCUAUUCCACGAAUAUACGACUAUCUUGGAUUAUCGCCACAACGAAUAUUUUAGUGUGCAACAUAAGAAGUGCGAAAGUAAAUGGCUCUACUAAUUGUUCCAAUAAACAACAAUGUAUUUUGCAAUUUACUUUCAUUCUUUAUAAUUUACACAGUAAAAUAUUCGUUGUCGAGAUAAUCCACAACAGUCGUAUGUUCGUGGAAUAGGGUAUAUAAAUCUUUAUCUUUAAUAUCUAAUUUAUUAUCAAAAUACAAAAUAUUUAGUAUCAAAAUACAAAAUAUUUAAUAAUACAUUUAAAAAUACAAAUUGAUUAUGCUGUUUUGUUAAAAUUAUCAACAUUAGACAUGUUAAUUACAGGUAAAACAUAAUGCAGUGGUUAUAUAACUCAUAAUUGUGUGGUGGCAGACAACUCAAUUUUUGAGAAACAUUUUUAUUUAUGAAACCUCCAGUGGACAGCAGCCAUAUGGAAAUACAAUGUAAUUUUAUUUCGCCUGUCCGCUGCAGGGUUAAAAACACCUAAAACAAUAAUCUACUGCUGAAAUAGAUGACAGUUCAAAAUGUUAAAUGUCUAGUUUCAUAUAUGAAAUAGUGAUCUUUUUCACACUCACGAUUUUAGCUUUAAUUGAAUGGGUCCGCCGAAUAACAUUGUAAGUAUCCCAUUGUUCGUUUUUGAGAAGUUGAAGAAAAAGUUUUAAAAUUGUGAUAAUGGUGAGUUUAUACAUUUUAAGGGUGAGUACAACCUUUAAAUGUAUAAGUUUGCCAUUGUUAUAAUUUUAACACUUUUUUUCUAUUUCUUAAAAACAAGUGAUUAGGCACUUACAUUAUUCAGUGGACCCGUCAAAUUAAUUUUAACUAUAAAACUGAAAAGUUGACUUGUCUGCUUGUGUCCCCUAACCACACAGUUAUCUAUGUGAUCUGUUUUUAUUAAAUAGUUAAUUUUCCCGUAAAUUUACUUGAAAAUAUCACCAAAUCAUUGACUCAGUAAACAUACAAACAUCUGCCAGACAGAUUAAAUGAAUAUUAUGACAGGUCUUUAUAAAAAAAAAUACAAUGUACUUGUAGACAACUCGAUAUACUGAUGUGUAUGCAAGUUACAGCGUUACUGUAACAGAUACAGGUAAACCUAGUUUUGUAUAAGCUUAUACAUUAUGCUGGUACAACACUUCGCUAUGUGCUAUUUGUUACGUGGCUACUCUGUAUGCACCCAAAUAUUUGUCUUUUGAAGUGUGUAAAAACUGACAACUGGAUGGAUAGGCAUAUUUGCCAUGUAUGCUUAUGUGCUAUGUGUGCACAUAAAGCGAAUUUUGAUGAAUGAACCCUCCACACUUAGUCCUAUGUGGCUGAAUAAGGUGCAUAACAAAUAACACACAGUGAAGUGUGUUGCGGCAACAUUAGAUAAACCACAUUCAAAAGUGACCUCAUGCUGUUGAAUACUUCUGUACCUUGGCAUUUUGUUAGCCCAGAGUUAUACUGUUGUAUGUUCUAGUUUUGAGAAAAGGGAAAAACAAAAAAGAUUUUAGUUUUAUUAAUCAUUUUUUGUUUUUUCCCUUGGCAUUUUGUUGAUAUUCAUUAAAAUGAAAUAAAUUUUUGUUUUUCGCUUUUUUCAAAACAUACAACAAUAUAACUGAGCUAACGAAAUGCCAAGGGAAGGAAGUUUUUAACAGCAUGAGGUCACCUUUCAAUGUGGUUUGUCUAAUGUGUAAGCUUUCCUUUGUCAUUGGGUUGUAUGGAUAAAAGUUUAUGAGGACAAGCCAAAUAUAGUUUCAAUUGAUUUCUACAACUGGGUAAUUCUAUUCAGGGUCAGAAUAACUGGUAAAACAGGUGAAUUAUAAAAAUAACAGGAAUUAUAAAUUAGUGAUGAAGACAGAAUUUUUAUUUGAUUUUAAACUUACAUUUUCACAAUGGUAUCAAAAUGUUCUCAAAUAAGAGCUGCUCUGUAUUUAAAUCAGUGUAAACAAAAAUUUUGUUAGUCAUGGCAACCCUUUUUGCGGAAAACUGAAAAGAACUAUAAAUCCACAAACUAUAACCAAAAAAUGAUAUAUUUCAGCUCAUUUCACCAAAAAUGUAAAAGAACGAUUUCAGACGUUUUGGUUUACACUGAUUCAUCUGUUCUGCAAAUGUUUCACGGUACUGUUUAACAUUUAAUAUAGUUUAUUGUUAGCAAGUAGUAAAUAGAAAGCAAAACAAGGAAGCAAUAAGCACAUAUGGAUUUUUUCACAAAAGACUCAUACUCCUUGUUGUAUUUUCUAUGGCCUUUGUAUUCCACUAUUUAUUCCACAUUUUGUGUUAGCAAAGACAACUGCCUCUGAAAAGUAAUUUGUUUUUGAUACAUGACUAUUUUUGUGUUUUUUAGUUUUUUUUUGUAAGUUAUCCUUGCAUUAAAUUUGUUUAUUUAAGUAAACAAUUUAAAAUUUUGUAAAUUUUUCAAUGUGCUUUGUCAUUAAUACUCUAAGCAUUUGUUAUUUUUCUAAAAGGCUGAUAAUUUUAUAAUAAAAAUAAUUAAAUAUU
This is a messenger RNA of Diabrotica virgifera virgifera (western corn rootworm), 4670 nucleotides long. RefSeq lists its product as uncharacterized. Gene Ontology annotation, cellular component: nucleus. The record is from RefSeq and is a predicted model, not a curated record. The transcript is spliced from 2 exons. Lineage: Eukaryota; Metazoa; Arthropoda; Insecta; Coleoptera; Chrysomelidae. Bases 358 to 735 code for a protein of 125 amino acids.